UCUGCUGGUUGUAUGCCCAGUUCUGUAAGCUUCUCUGAGACAGUGAAGCUCAGCAGUGAAUGGGCUGCGGUCUUUCAUUUCUCCCCCCUCACCCUCAGUCUCAUGGCUUCUCCUCCACCUCAUCAACUGCAGUGCAGUGUCAGACUGGUCUUCCUCAGUGAGGAACAGAAGAAAGGAGGUGAAGAUAGUAGAGCAUGUGGAUUAUUGCAGCUGUCCAGCAGCUCCAACACCAAAGUCUUAAAACUUAAUGUCCAUCCUGGAGAAGAAGAAGCUGACAUAACCAUUACAGAUGAUGAUGGCGUUUGUGUGUUCAAAAGCUUGAUUAACAAGGAUACAGAAUAUUGCCGUGUGGGGAAGCAAUCAGUCCAAAUUACCAUUGGUUCCAAUAGCGCAUUGUUGCAUUUCAAGACACAUAGUGAGUACAGUUCUUUUCACAAUGCCUUGAAGAGGUUUAGGAAUCACAGGAAGGAGCACAAUGUGUUCUCUCAGCGAACAGAGGAAUCGUCAGCUGCACAAUACUUCCAGUUUUAUGGCUGUUUAUCUCAACAACAGAAUAUGCUACAGGACUACGUAAGGACCACAACAUAUCACAGAGCUAUAUUACAAAACCAUGUUGAUUUCAAUAACAAGGUUGUUCUAGAUGUUGGCUGUGGUUCGGGAAUCCUCUCAUUCUUUGCUGUGCAAGCUGGUGCAAGGAAGGUUUAUGCAGUGGAGGGAAGCGAGGUUGCAAAAUAUGCUGAGAUGCUUGUUAUUAGUAACAACCUUUCUGAUAAAAUCUCUGUUAUAUGUGGAAAAAUUGAAGAAAUAACUCUCCCUGAGUAUGUUGACGUAAUUAUAUCUGAGCCAAUGGGAUACAUGCUAUUUAAUGAACGAAUGUUGGAGAGUUACCUGCACUCCAAGAAGUGGCUGAAACCGAAAGGCAUGAUGUUUCCUGCUUUUAGUGAUAUCCACCUGGCUCCUUUUUCAGAUGAACAGUUAUACACAGAACAUUAUUCAAGAGCAAACUUCUGGUACCAGCAAUGCUUUUAUGGGGUGAAUUUGGCAGGCUUGCGAAGUGCAGCAGUCGAUGAAUACUUCCGACAACCAAUUAUAGACACUUUUGAUAUAAGAAUCCUGAUGGCCCGAACAGUAAAAUAUACUGUUAAUUUUAUUGAUGGUAAAGAAGAAGAUUUACACAGAAUGGAGAUCCCCUUUGUUUUCCACAUGGUACAGUCUGGAUUAGUCCAUGGACUUGCAAUAUGGUUCGACGUUGCAUUUGUUGGAUCACUAGUCACAGUCUGGCUUUCCACCGCUCCUACAGAACCUCUAACUCACUGGUACCAGGUACGCUGCCUUCUUCAGACUCCUCUCUUUGCAAAAGAGGGCGAAACUCUCUCAGGGAAAGUGCUGCUUCAGGCUAAUAAGCGACAAAGUUAUGACAUACAAAUCGUGGCAGCGGUAGACCAAACUGGCUUUAAGUCUGGCAACAUUCUUGAUCUAAAGAAUCCCUUUUUUAGAUACGCAUGAGCUGUGUGUGUGUGAAAAUCUGUGGAAGGACUUUGGGAUGAAGAACACGGUUUAUCCAAAACUGAAUAAAUGAAAAAAAAAAAGAAUCUGUCUGUAUUUAAUGGAUUUAUAAAUUCAAAUGUUUUAUUUCCAUUACAAAUUUUUAAUAAAGUAAUACAGUUUUUAUGAGAUUAUUUAUUUAUUAUGAAUGCAACAGCAUGAUGCUCUUUAAAUCAUUCAAUAUCAACAUAAAUUCAACAUAAAUGAAUAAACACUUAUGGGGUUAUUUACUA
Molecule: messenger RNA, 1778 nt
Organism: Xenopus laevis (African clawed frog)
Lineage: Eukaryota; Metazoa; Chordata; Amphibia; Anura; Pipidae
Gene: carm1l.L
Product: histone-arginine methyltransferase CARM1
Exons: 13
Coding region: 13-1506 (497 amino acids)
Biological process (GO): chromatin remodeling
Cellular component (GO): nucleus; chromosome; cytoplasm
Molecular function (GO): histone methyltransferase activity; histone H3R2 methyltransferase activity; protein-arginine N-methyltransferase activity
Source: RefSeq, a predicted model, not a curated record